GACUAUCCUAAAACCAGAUCAAAAAACAUGAUUGGUAAUUGCAGAUCUCGGGAUCUAACUGUGAAGCUGGAGUGUAUUGAUUGCAGGCGUUCUACGGAGAAAGAGGUUUGGAGUUGAAUGUGUUAUAAGCGAUGUCGGGUGGUGGUGUAAGUGGAGGACAAGAAGGGUUCAAAGAGAAGCUUGGAUUGGGAGACAAAGUGUACACAAGGAAAUCCAUCAAAGGGGUAAAGAAGACAUCCAAAAACAGUGGUAAUCCUACAGAAGAGCUUCACACUCAAGCCCAAGCUGCAGAAGAAGCUGAGUGGUCCCAACCUCUUGUUAAUUCCCUUCCUAUCGUGCCGCGGGAAGGUUCUUCAAGUCUGAAUCGGUCAUCUGCUGCGCCAUUGAGCAGUCGUGGAGUGGUUGCAGGUAGUGAAGGGGCAAAACUGGGAUUGACUAUGCAGGAAAACAGGGUUACAAUCAGCAUAUCAUCAAUGAAGUCUAAACGAGAGAUGCGAGAGCUAAGGAGGAAGUUGCAGAGUGAGCUGGACGUGAUAAGGAGCUUGGUGAAGAAUAUAGAGUCAAAAGAUACACACAAGAAUGGCCCCAUAGGACCUUUGCACCAAUUGAGUGUGUCAGUGUUGGAGAACAGUGAUGGUGUAAAUGAUAACAUAGAUAAAGAUAAGAGGACGCCCAAGGCAAACCAAUUAUAUAGAAACUCAGAUUUUUUGCUUGCAAAAGAUAAGAUCCCACCUUCUGAAAGCAACAAGAAGGCAAAAACAAACACGAAAGCAGGGCAUGGUUUUGGGUCUGGAAAGCCAUCUAAUCAAGUGUACAAGAAUUGCUGUGCCUUACUGGAAAGGUUAAUGAAGCACAAGCAUGGUUGGGUGUUUAACCAGCCGGUUGAUACUGUUGGUCUUGGUUUACAUGACUAUUAUGACAUCAUCAAGCAACCAAUGGACCUUGGCACAGUGAAAUCCAGGCUGGACAGUAAUUGGUACAAAUCUCCUAGAGAAUUUGCAGAGGACGUUAGACUUACAUUCAGGAACGCUAUGACGUACAAUCCAAAGGGGCAAGAUGUUCAUGUAAUGGCUGAGCAGCUCUUGCAGAUAUUUGACAACAAAUGGGCUCCUAUUGAGGCGGAAGUGGGCCUACCGACUCCUACAUCCACUAGGAAGACCCCUAAGUUACCAAACUCUGAAAUGAGAAAAUUAGCUGGCAGGCCUGAGCCCCUGACUGACUCGAAACCAAAGCUGAAAUCCACACAGCCUGGGAGAAUCGCUGCCCCUAAGAAGCCAAAGGCAAAGGAUCCCGAUAAAAGGGAUAUGACGUAUGAUGAGAAACAAAAACUUAGCAUGAACCUCCAAAGCUUGCCUUCUGAAAAGCUUGAAAGUGUAGUGCAAAUUAUAAGAAAGAGGAACUCCUCUCUCUGCCAACAAGAUGAUGAGAUUGAAGUAGAUAUUGACAGUGUUGAUAUAGAAACUCUUUGGGAGCUCGAUAGGUUUGUAACCAACUACAAAAAGAGCUUGAGCAAGAAUAAAAGAAAAGCUGAAAUGCCUGAUCCUGCAUCUCAACCAGUUCAAGAAGAUGAACAGCCUGUCAAAGAGAAGAUAGAAGCUUCAGUGGCACUAGAAACUGCAAUGGAUGCUGUAAACAAAACUCAAAGUGAAGGAAAAUCAGCAGAAAGAAAUGUCAUUUCUUCUGCUCCUGCUGAAGGGGAAAAUGUAGAGAACAAUGCAAUUAAAUCAAGCAGCUCUAGCAUUGAUUCAGCAUCUUCAUCCAGUGGUUCUCAAAGUGAAAGCUCAUCAGAAGGUGGAUCUGAUGCAGAACAUUCGCCAAAGGUCUGAUGUAGUUUCUCAAGUAACAUAGCUGGUCUGGCUUUUAUUUUUCCUGUGAUCCAGCAGUUGCAAUCAGUUUGAGGCUUUGAGCUUAACAUCUUCAACAUCCGGCAAAGCGUAUCUAAGACAGGGUGUUUGUGGUAAAUGCUGGCUAUUCCAUGGGGGUUUGUAUGAUUAAUAAUGUAAUGUAUUUUACUAGGGUCAAUCUCAGCAUGUGUAAUUGUGUAGUAUGUAAGCUUUGUGCAUUUGCUAACAAAUAUUAUCACAGCAUAUCCAUAGAGAUGCUGUAUUUCUUGGGCUGACGUGCAAGUCAGCAUUUGUAACGAUUUGUGUAAAUGAGUUAAACAUGAUUGUGGGCCCACGGUUGGUUUGGACCCGUUUAAGACCAUUUGCUUCAUUACGUUUGGCUAGACUGAAUAAGGAUAACAAAGAUCUUCAUGAG
This is a messenger RNA of Cuscuta epithymum, 2259 nucleotides long. The record is from the annotation of a GenBank genome assembly. NCBI's taxonomy places the organism in Eukaryota, Viridiplantae, Streptophyta, Magnoliopsida, Solanales, Convolvulaceae.